This is a messenger RNA of Salvelinus sp. IW2-2015, 1240 nucleotides long. RefSeq names its product MyoD family inhibitor (gene mdfi). The record is from RefSeq and is a predicted model, not a curated record. NCBI's taxonomy places the organism in Eukaryota, Metazoa, Chordata, Actinopteri, Salmoniformes, Salmonidae.
AUGGUUCCCCCCCACUCUACCUGCCAACCCCGACCCCCUCACGCGGAGCACCCCCAGUCGUCCCACCCCAGUCCAACCCCCACACCCACCACAGGUCAACCCCAGACUCGAUCCACCCCCAUACAUCCCACCCAGCCUUGCCUAACCCAGCCCACCAGCCAGCUACGCAACGGAGCCAAGCCCCACACACACACCCCGCACACACACGGCCCGCACUGCACACACGCCGCCAACACACAUGCCUCUCACCCCAAUGGAGUGAGGAACGGAGGGCUCCAUGAUCGGCCGGCCCCCAGCUCCGUACCCAGGGCGGCCUCUUCCUCCUCGUCUUCCUCAUCGGGGAUGAAGAACCCUAAGAAGCUCCAGUCCAACCCCUCCAUCACCUCUCAGAGCAGCAAGAGGAGCAAGAGCUCCUCCAAGAGCAACAGCUCCCAGAUACCUACAGAGGCACAGGAUGACUGUUGUGUUCACUGUAUCCUGGCCUGUCUGUUCUGUGAGUUCCUGACUCUGUGUAACAUCGUGUUGGACUGUGCCACCUGUGGUUCGUGUGCGGGGGACGACUCGGCGUGUUUCUGUUGCUGCUGUGCCUCCGAGGAGUGUGGCGACUGUGAACUGCCGUGUGACAUGGACUGUGGGAUCAUCGACGCGUGCUGCGAGUCUGCAGACUGCCUGGAGAUCUGCAUGGAGUGCUGCGGCCUCUGUUUCUCCUCCUGAGCCUUUCAAACUGCACAGGGCCAUAAAUAUAUAUAUCUCACACACUGACACAGCUCAGGCUCAGUCAGAGAUACUGUAUAUAAUGACAAGAUGGUCUUGUCUCCACCCUAACAAUGGGAGUCAUUGUCCCAAAGGCAGGCGGUCUGCUUAUCAGUCUGCUUAUCGCUCCACCUCUUCCUCUCUGGCUUAGUAGAGAGGGCAGUGGAGGGGCGGAUCAUUGGUCAAUGUAAGGACAUAUCAUUGGCUUUGACCAAGGUAGAGCACUGACAUUGUUCAAUGUUGUGGACAAUCCGUUGGAAUUGACCAAUCGAAGGACAGGGACUACUCUUUGGCUUCUCCUGCUCACCUCCUCUGUGUUGCUUGUCGGUUUACUAAGGAGGACUAUGGAUAUCUCUCAUUGUUAUGCAGAUGUUUUGCUUAGAGCCCGACCGAUAUGGGAUUUUUGGGUCUGAUAACGAUAGGAGGGAGGCAAAGUCACUGAUUUACUGAUAUAUCAGCCAAUAUAUUGUUUUUAGUGGAAUGGAAU